GCUAACAGUUCACAUGAUGAGAUGAGGCGCAAUCAGACUGUACGCCUGUGACCGACGCUCGACUCUGUUUACUGGUCCUUUAGCCCCAGCUGGACGCAGUUUAGGGACAAUAAAAAGCCUCGACUACCCUCCUUCACACAGCAGACACACGUAAACGGGAGCACUGUGGAGUCAAGUGUGGCCGUGUAGACCCACCUGCGCUAACAGCAGCAGCCGCCGCGGCUCAGCACCACUUCUCUCCCCGGGCUUGUUCGUGCUUUCCGCAAGGGUGAAAAAGUGCUUCUUGCUCUGCUUGAAAAUGAAAGUGUCUCACGCUACGGCCGGACUCGUCGUCUGGUUUGUGGUCCUAGGUUGUAUCGAUGCAGUUACUCUUGAGGUGAAGGAAAGCAACACCACCUGCAUUAAAGCCGAUCUGUCUGCGUCAUUCUCCAUUAUAUACAACACUACCCAUGCCAACAGAACAGUGCAGGUCUUUCUGCCCAACUCUACCACAGUGGAUACAGCAAACAGCACAUGUGGCAAAGAUGGCAGCUCUCCCAGGCUGGUGGCAGUAUUUGGAUCUGGCUACACUCUUGGGCUGAACUUCUCAACCAAUGGAACCCUGUAUCAGGUUUCUAGCCUGACUCUGCAGUACAAUCUAAGCGACACUUCAGUCUUCCCCAAUGCGACCACCUCCGGUGUGGUCACUCUGGUGUCUGCCUCUGUUGGGAUUGAAGCAAAAGUCAACACCACCUACAAAUGUGUGAGCCCUACAGUUAUUGCAGUUGCCACUGCAAAUGUUAAUUUCACUGACAUGAGGCUGGAGGCAUACAUGCCAGGGAAUGAGCUGAGUCGAAACGAGACCGUAUGUUUUGCAGAUCAAACCAGCACAACACCUUCACCUACCACUGUCAGUACAACAGCAGUUCCAACUCCAACCCCUCCAGGAACACCUCAGCAGGGCAAUUACACUGUGAAGGACACCAAUGACACCAUAUGUCUCCUGGCUAAAAUGGGGCUGCAGCUCAAUGUUUCCUACACAUCUCAGAAUAAGACUGUCCAGGAUGUAUUAAACCUCAAUCCUAAUGUGACAAACUCAACGGGAUUAUGUGGAGCCAGCAGUGCUACACUGGUUUUGACACAGACGCAAUCUACUAUUCUCACCUUCAACUUCAGUCUGAACUCCACAACCAACAAGUACCAUCUGAGUGGGGUAACACUGCUUGCAAAUUGGUCUGACAGUGCUAACUUUUCCGUGAGUAACAACAGUCUGAACUACCUGCGCAGUACGCUGGGCUACUCCUACAUGUGCAGUGCAGAGCAGACUCUGUUUGUGACACCGAGCUUUUCUCUCAACACAUUCGAUCUCCAAGUCCAGCCCUUUGGUGUCAAGAGUGGCCGGUUUGCUACAGCUGAGGAGUGUCAGAUGGACCAAAACCAGAUGAUUAUCCCCAUUAUUGUUGGAGCAGCUCUGGCUGGUCUGGUGCUGAUCACCCUUGUUGCCUAUCUAAUAGGCAAGAGGAGGAGCCAUGCUGGUUACCAGGCCAUCUGAGCGACCCUUCAUUAGACUUGAACCAUACAGGCUGAUUGGUGAAGGGAUGAACCAAAGGGUGUUACUUUGGCCACAUGGAUGACUCUGUGGGCAUGAACCUGAGUGAAUGGAAGCGUGUGUGUGUGUGUGUGCAUAUCUGCGGAAUAUUUUUCACUUUUCUGUGGAUUAUGAUUAAACUGCUAACUUUAGAUGCAUCUUGACGAAACCUGAGGUGACUCAAAGUUUGAGAGAGUUUGAAUUUGCUGUAGCAUGUCAACCAUUAAUGGUCUGCUCUUGUUUUGUGUUCUAGGAGCUUGAUUGUAUUUGCUUGAACUGCUGUUUGUCUUUUUAGCUGUGUAAUUAUUUAUAAAGAAUCUUCCAGUUGAAGAGGCAGAGGGAAUCACAUCAACUACCUAAACAUGCUCACAGGUGUAUUUUCUCCUUCCUGAGCAUAAGAUAAUCCUGGCAACUCUUAGAAGGCUCUGUGUGCUUGUGUUUUUGGUUUUUUUGUUUUUUUUUUCUCUUUUCUCCCCCGCUACCUAUAGUAAUAUUCCUCCUCAGAUGAAACUAAGCCUAUCCCAUCAGUGCACUGCACAGUUAAUGCAGCUAAUCAAAUGCAGUCUGAUAGUUGUGGCAAUAAAGUGUGGAUUCCUACUUUAAUGUAAAUGAUGUGCCCCCUGAAGCCGUACAUAGACUUGGUCAACAAAAUCAGAAUGUAUUCAAUAGACUUGUUAACAGCUGCAUGGCUGAUUUCCAUUCUUGCUUUUCACCCCCUCCCCAAAAGAAAUGUAAAAAUUUAAUUUCUUCUUUUUAAUGGCGUACUGGGUUUGAUCUUUUGUAUUGGAUAAUAAAUUCUAUUCCUACUGUGGAGUGA
This is a messenger RNA of Neolamprologus brichardi, 2384 nucleotides long. It is a transcript of the gene lamp1a, whose product is annotated as lysosome associated membrane protein 1a. Gene Ontology annotation, cellular component: lysosomal membrane; late endosome membrane; plasma membrane. The record is from RefSeq and is a predicted model, not a curated record. Gene Ontology annotation, biological process: establishment of protein localization to organelle. Lineage: Eukaryota; Metazoa; Chordata; Actinopteri; Cichliformes; Cichlidae.